This is a messenger RNA of Micromonas pusilla CCMP1545, 747 nucleotides long. RefSeq lists its product as uncharacterized. Lineage: Eukaryota; Viridiplantae; Chlorophyta; Mamiellophyceae; Mamiellales; Mamiellaceae. The record is from RefSeq and is a predicted model, not a curated record. The transcript is spliced from 2 exons. The coding region runs from base 1 to 747 and encodes 248 amino acids.
AUGCCCGCCGCAGCCGCCGCGGAGGACGCCGCGCCCGCGUCCUCAACGGACGACGACGCCUCCUCGCGUACCUACGUCUGGUACGCGUGCUUCGGCUCGAACAUCCUCCUCGAGCGGUUCGACUGCUACCUCAAGGGGGGGCGAAUCGCGGGCAUGGCCGCGGACAUGCCGGGGGCGUCCGAUCCGUCCCCGCCCGAGCGCUGGGCGACGUGGGAGUCGGUCCCGCAUCGGCUCUUCUUCGCGCACUCCUCGCCGACGUGGAACGGCGGCGGCGUCGCGUUCGUGGACGUCGACGAACUCGCGGAGGAGGGCAUGGGGACGACGUUCCGGCUGUACCGCGUCACGCUCGCGCAAUUCAACAGCGUCCUCGCGCAGGAGAACGGGUUGGACGACGAGACGUUUCGCGCCGACCCGGCGUGCAACCCUAACGAUAACCUCCCUCCCGCGUCCGAACCCUACGUCGGCCCGAAGGGCUCGAUGCGGUCGCCGUCGGAGCGGUGGUACGGGUACGUGCGGUGCGUCGGCGCGAGAGGCGGCGAGCCGGUGCUGACGUUCACGUGCCCGCCCUCCGAGCUCGCGAAGUUUCGGAGCGGGGAGAUGGAGACGAACCCGCCGUGCGAGGCGUACGAGAGCGUCAUCGCGCGAGGGUUGGCGCAGAUCGGGUGGAGCGCGGAGGACGCGGGGGCGUACUUGAAGACACGAGCGAGCGCGCCGAUGACGGCGGCGACGGGGGCGCCGUCGCGGUGA